CGGCUGUACUCGACUUGUAGCUUGUAGUUGAGUCGAUGCCGCAUGUUUUAGCUGAAACAAUCAGUCAAAAUGCCAUCGAAGUCUGCCGGCAGGACCACAAAACAUUGCGUUUACAGUACCUGUAACAGUGAUUCACGAUACAGCCAUCUUCCUUACAUGGAAGGGGUAUUUUUCCUCUCUUUUCCCGAGCCGAGGACGCGACCAGAGAAGUGUGAUCUCUGGAUUCGAGCACUGGGACGAACCGAAUUUAACCGGGAAAAUGUGAAACGACGGACGUACAUCUGCUCCAAACAUUUCAUCGGAGGUAAAGGACCAACAAAGGGCCACCCUGAUCCUAUCCCCGCACAACCGGCUGUAAAACUGAAGAAGACCCACAAGCGUAAAACGAAUCGACUCCAGAAGCAUUUUCCUGGAGGCAAGCCAACAGACAGAAUCUCAGAUCCUGUUCCCGCUGCUCCCACGACCUCAAAGACCUACAAAUCAGCCAGGAGGACACGAGCUCGACACCCAAGAUCUGAACGCCUAGCGUCAAAACGAAGAAAGACACUGAAAGACAUAGUAAGUGCAUAUACUCGACACAAGAGAGCAGACCAUCACUCCAACACCUCAGUUCAGCCAGGGUAUGGCCAUCAAAACAAAGAUGCCUUCACAGUUCUACGUUUGUAUAAAAGAAGCCCUUUGGAUUUCGGAGCAGAUGUGAAAACAAGUUCCCCACGUGCAGUUCAAAAAAUGUAUGUCCAGAAGUUGUGGGUGAUCGAAGUGGAGCUUUCUAAUCAGGACAACUGGAGUCCCAAUUUGGACCAGAAGCCCCCACAGAUCAAGGGGAAACAGGAGGAUGCUGAUAUCACAGAGUUCACUGUCAGUCCUGUCCCUGUGAAGAGUGAAGAUGAUGAAGAGAAACCUCAACCCUCUGUGCUUCUUCACAAACAGCGCUCGCAGAUCAAAGAGGAACAGGAAGAGGCUGAUAUCACGGAGUUUAUUUUCAACGCUGUCCCUGUGAAGGAUGACGAUGAAGAGGAGAAACCUCAGUUUUCAGAGCUUCAUCACGACUGGAACGAUAAGAGCACAGACUCUGUUAGAUCAAGUCCAGAUCGAUACUUAAAAUCUGAUCCAGAGGACAAACAUUCAGAGUCAUCAGAGACGGAUGUCAGUGAUGGAAACUGGGAGGAGAGCAGUGCAGCUCAGCCAGAUCAUUUUCCUGCGUCCGGUGUAAGACAUGACAGCCCUCAAAGACCCCCCUCUGAUGAGAAUCCUUUCAGCUGCUCCGUCUGCGUUCAGUGUUUCAGAUACGGAACAAUUCUACACAAUCACGACGACACUCACACCGGAGACAAACCUUUCAGGUGCAACAUCUGUAAAGCAGCUUUUGGGCAGAAGUUAUUCUUUGUGAGACACAUGAAAAUCCACACUGGAGAGACACUUUUCAGCUUUUAUGAAUGA
This is a messenger RNA of Nematolebias whitei (Rio pearlfish), 1440 nucleotides long. RefSeq names its product zinc finger and SCAN domain-containing protein 5A. The transcript has 6 exons. Gene Ontology annotation, cellular component: nucleus. Lineage: Eukaryota; Metazoa; Chordata; Actinopteri; Cyprinodontiformes; Rivulidae. The record is from RefSeq and is a predicted model, not a curated record. The coding region runs from base 70 to 1440 and encodes 456 amino acids. Gene Ontology annotation, molecular function: DNA-binding transcription activator activity, RNA polymerase II-specific; RNA polymerase II cis-regulatory region sequence-specific DNA binding. Gene Ontology annotation, biological process: regulation of transcription by RNA polymerase II.